UCGCCGACAAGCGAGCGUUGUCAGUUUGGUUUCCGGGAGCGCAGGAACCGCGUGUCGCCGAUCCCGAGAGAAACGAACACGUUCUUCUCGUCGCGUGUGCGUCCACCGAUUGUUUCCUUACGCGAGUCGAUCGGGCCGACGGUUCGUCGGGAAGCUACGCGAGUUCGGUGCACAGGUGCCCGCGAGACGCAAAGGAGAUACCAAGUACGAGACAUCCGAAUUCGGAGUGGUCGAGUCGUUCCUCGGGAAUCAGUGCAGGUUUCGCGAGGUGCAAUCCGUGCAAAGUGAUCGACAGUGCGAUCGCCAGUGUCACGAGCAGCUUCUACCCCCUGGAUUACCGUGCUCGUUGAACGGCGUAUGGAUCGCGCGAUCCGUUCGACCGAUCUGCAGCGGAGAUCCUCGAGCGCCCCACCGCUCGACGGACAGCCGUCAGGGUUCCUCCGUCGAGGAACGAUCGCGCGGCAGAGGUGGUCGAUCGGCGGUCGGAGGAAUCGACGCUGAUCGACGGGUGAUCUAGGCAAAAGUGAUCGCGACCGUCAGAACACACGCACCGCGUCUCGGUGAAUCGAAAGGGAGAUAGGAAGAAGCGAGAGGAAGGGGCUGGCGAGACGGAAGUGAUCGACAGUUUACGGAAGAUCGAUCCGCGCAGGAAUCAUUGUUCUCGCGGCGCGAUCGAGCGAGUGGUGUGCGUCGGAACCCGGAGCAAAGGCGACCGAGUUCGCAAAGGAAAUGUGCUGCUAGCAAACCGGCAAGGUGUCGCCCGAAUUCUUGAGCACGCUGAGGUGGAGGAUGGAGGAGCUGGAGACGUUGGAGAGCACGGAGUGCCCUGAGUGCCCCGGCCCACCCCCUGAGUUCCGGUUGCCGCCACCGCCCCGGCCGCCCUUCCUCACCGACGGCACCUUCUGCUCGGAGGAACCCCUCACCGAGAUCGAAGAUUGCGUCGCCAUUCCGAUGAUCGAUGCGUCGUACCACACGAACCCGUCGCUGCAGAGCACCGCCUUGAUCAUCACCUGCGCGGUCGUGCUGCUCCUAAUGGCGGCGAUCGUUUCCGUCGUCUUCUGGAAGCACAAAAGGAAAGUACAGAACCUGUUACCGUGCAAGAGCGCAGCCGGCGCCGCGGCGGCUGCGGCGGCGGCGGCCGCCGGCGGCCGUGGUCGGGUGCUGGCCGACGGACAAUCGCACACGGGCACCGGGAGCGCGGGCGGCGCGGUGCUUUACGAGGACCUGCCGGAAGCGGUGACGCACUCGCAGCUGCACAAUCAUCUGCCGAGCCAUCACCCUGGCCAGGCGCCGACGAUCGAGAUGCUGGACGUCAAGGAUACCGGUAGAGGCGUGUUCGUGUGCAGCAGUCCUGGUCCCGAUCCUUACACGUCUCAGGAUCUGUACAACCCUGUCUACGAGGAGCUCAGCAACGGGGACCAUCAGGAAACGGACGAGGAGAGCGAGCUGAACGCUCGGAACCGGCUACACCAUCAUCAUCGGCAUCAUCAUCGGCCGGCCUCGUCGUCGAAGCCGGCGAGCGAGGACGAGUUCGCCGAGGACGAGCUCUCGGUCGGCGAGCCGUCCGAGGCUAGGAUGCUCACCUCGAGCGGUCCCACCUGGGGCACGUGUCCGGCCGGUGGCAGGCCACCGCGGGAGAGACGCGGCAGAAGCCCCAGAAGCCUCGACAGACGCAGGAGAGACAAGAACCACGACAUGGGAGAGUUCCACGAGGGGAUGCUGCUGGACGCGUUACUUCAGCUCUAUCCUAGCGUCGCUGGCGUAGCUGGCACACGAACGAAUAGCAAUCAACGACAACAGUCCGUCCCAUCGGUGGCCCACAGGUUACCUUACUUCGUGCCCCCAAUGCCAGCCACGCAAGCCCUCAGGGUCGAGGAGAACCCGUACGAGAGCGUGCCGGUGCUGGGUCCUCUGCAUCACUACUCCAGCCAAAACAGAAGCAACAAGGACAGGUCCCGCAAGUCGAACGACAAGUACAAGUAUUCCGCGCAGUACAGCGCGGACUAUUACGGGCUCCAGAGCCAGGAGCCCGCGCCGGUCUACACGCAGGUCGGCGGCGAGUACUCGGACACCUAUUCGCAGCCCACCGAUCGUCUCUACAACGAGGACAAGUACACGCAACCGGUGUACUAUGGUCCCAGGGACGGCGAUCAAAUCACUUCCGGCAGGCUGUACCAAGGCCAGCCGGACAGCAGUUUCGGCAGCGACAGCGGGUACAGUCAUCACACCUCCGGGACCACCGGUACCACCGGCACCCGGAGCAGCAACUCGAGGACGAACCACAGGAAGGACAAGCAUCGGAACUCUCAUCAUUCUCAUCAUUCCGCGGACUACAUCGUGUCCUAAUGAUCGACCAUCACGACCGUCAUGACCUAGAUGAUCGCGUGAAACACGGUGUGUUCCUGGGAUAGAUCGAGUUCGGGCGAACGAGAGAAAAAGUGAGAGAACGAGAGGCUGAGAGAGAGAGAGAGAGAGAGAGAGAGAGAGCG
Messenger RNA from Nomia melanderi (Alkali bee), 2489 nucleotides. RefSeq names its product putative Hedgehog signaling attenuator pxb (gene pxb). The record is from RefSeq and is a predicted model, not a curated record. Lineage: Eukaryota; Metazoa; Arthropoda; Insecta; Hymenoptera; Halictidae.